This is a messenger RNA of Dentiscutata erythropus, 678 nucleotides long. NCBI's taxonomy places the organism in Eukaryota, Fungi, Glomeromycota, Glomeromycetes, Diversisporales, Gigasporaceae. The record is from the annotation of a GenBank genome assembly.
AUGGAUUUGGUAUUGCUACUUAAUAUCAAUGAUUAUUCUGACUAUUAUCUCACUAAUUAUUACAGGCAGAGUAGAAAUACCGCUAUUAAACUAGGACUAGCCGGUCGUUUAUUGGUUUUAAGUUGUGUAUAUUUAAUUUCAUUAUUAAUAUCAUUAUUAUCAGCAUUGAUGAAAUAUCUUAGUAAAAAAACUGGCGGAUGGUCUAUUGUCGCAGAUUUUUCCAGUUGUUUAAUUGGAACAAUGAUUUUUCUAAUAUUUGGAACAACUAAAUCUGCAGCAGUAUUUUUACCAUGUUGUUACUAUGUACCACCAAACGUCCUACGUUCUCAAGAACAAUCAGGAAUAAGUCGUGAUGAAGUUAAUCCUUCAUUUCAACUCCAAAUAAUAGGAGAAGAUAGUAAUCAACUGCAACUUCCCUCAAGAUCUCUUAGGAAUCAUCUAGAAACAAAUGAUAUAGCUGAUAUGAAUAUACUUAUACCUGACAGUCCUGGUGGUGGAUCAAGUUUUUUGACUUCUUCGAGUCUGAAUACGGCGUUAGAAGAUAUUCCACCUGUGCCUAGCUCUCCACCACCAUUACCCUCACCUACAAUACCUUUACAAACGAGAGAUGAUUUUAGAAUACAUGAAUUACAACGAGACGGCUAUUCAAAUUCUGGUCAAUUUAAUGUUGACUGGUAA